GUAAAAAAAACCUAACUCUCUCUCUUCGGUCUGGAUCGCAACCUGAGAGUAGUAGUCUACUCGUUUCUUUCGCAAUGGCAACAGAGUCUCCUCUAAAAGAAAGAGAUUCUCGAUCUCCUUCACCACGAAAACAACGGUCCAUUUCUAGGUCCAGAUCCAGAUCCAUGCCGAGGUCUAGGUCUAGGUCUAGAUCUUUGCCAAGGCAUAUAUCUCCAUCAAGAACCCGUGGAAGGUCUGAAGUUGAAAACCCUGGUACCACUCUCUAUGUGACUGGCCUAUCCACAAGAGUCACCGACAAGGAUCUUGAAUCACAUUUCUCCAAGGAAGGCAAGGUAUCUUCUUGCUUUCUAGUAAUAGAGCCGCGCACCCGCGAGUCUCGUGGUUUUGCCUUUGUUACAAUGGAUACCCUUAAGGACGCUGACCGGUGCAUCAAGUAUCUCAACCAGUCUGUACUUGAAGGCCGUUACAUCACUGUCGAAAGGUCCCGAAGAAAGCGCCCCAGAACUCCCACCCCAGGCCACUAUCUUGGCUUGAAAAGCUCCAGAGACGAUGAGCGGGAUGGCCGUAGCAGUCGAGGGAGGCACUAUGAUCGUGAUGAUUAUAGGCACCGUAGGUCACCAAGACGUGACUAUUCACCCCGUGGUGGUGGUGGAAGGAGGUCACCAAGACGUGAGUAUUCACCUCGUGGUGGUGGAAGAAGUUCUAGAAGAGAUCGAUCUUACUCUCCGUAUGGAAGAAGAAGCCCAGAGAGAAGGUCUGAGAGAAGGUAUUAACCCUGUCUGUGGUGGCUCGAGAUGACCUGUUUAGCUCUCUUGACCAUUGUUGAUUUAGGUUGUGUGAUUGAUCGUCUUCUUUAAAAUAUUACAGAGAUUCUGUUUGGAUGACAACUAUGAUUCUAUGUGUCUUUUUAUCUUAUGUAUGCCGCGGAACGAAGUGAAACUUGCAGUGUAAUAGCUUCUCUUUUUUU
Molecule: messenger RNA, 967 nt
Organism: Raphanus sativus (radish)
Lineage: Eukaryota; Viridiplantae; Streptophyta; Magnoliopsida; Brassicales; Brassicaceae
Product: serine/arginine-rich splicing factor SR45a-like
Exons: 8
Coding region: 75-773 (232 amino acids)
Biological process (GO): positive regulation of mRNA splicing, via spliceosome
Cellular component (GO): spliceosomal complex
Molecular function (GO): RNA binding
Source: RefSeq, a predicted model, not a curated record